Molecule: messenger RNA, 1689 nt
Organism: Dentiscutata erythropus
Lineage: Eukaryota; Fungi; Glomeromycota; Glomeromycetes; Diversisporales; Gigasporaceae
Source: the annotation of a GenBank genome assembly
AUGAGUUCCGUAUCUGACUCCAAUUCGUUCUCAAAUUUAUCGACACCGUCGAAUUCUUUUCCGGCAAAUAAUUCCCAACGGGAAUCUUUCGCUUUUGAUGAUGUUUCAAACAUUGAACAUUGUGUUUGCCCAAUAUGCAAUGAAUCUAUGAUUUCAAUUCACCAACUUUAUAGGCAUUUAUAUGAUAUUCAUGAUAUUCAUAUAGAUGAAAUUGAUGAUACAUCUACUGAUCAAAGAGAUGGUUUUAUGCAAUUAUUUAAGAAAGCUCAAUCAACUAUUUUGAAUCCUUUAUCAUCAAAGGCAAAAAAUAUUGCUAAUUUACCUCAAAUGGCUAUUAAUAAAUUAAACGAUCCUGAUUCGAAUUGGUUGGAUCAACAAUCCGAUCUUGUUACAAAGAUUCAUUGGCAAUUAGAAGGUGAAAAUGAUACGUGCUCCAAUUCUACUUGCGAUAAAUCUUUAAACUUGAGAAAUGGAAAACAUAAUUGUAGAAAGUGCGGAAAACUUUUUUGUGAUACUCAUUGCCGUGUACCUAUGAAAUUGAAUAAACAAGCCUAUCAUGAUCCUGCUGAAGGUUUUUGGUGUAGAGUUUGUGAUGAUUGUUUUCAAUCUCGUGAAGGUUAUUUAGAUACUGAAGGGGUGAUGAGAAGUCACACUACAACAUUCAUUAAACACAGAACCAAAGGCAUUGAAAGGGCGCAUUUAGAAGGAAAUCGUUUGGAAAAACGUUUGGAAAAGCUUGCCAAAGUUUAUGCUACUCAAGCAAGCCCUGAGAAUAACACACAAAGUGGAUUGAAACCUCCUUUAACUAUGAUGCAUAGAAGGAGAGCUUCUGAGCAGUCUAUUGUUAAAUGGGAAGAUGAUGCAUCAGUUACAAGUUGCCCUUUGUGCAAGUAUAUCUCAAUUUGGCAAGAUAACAAAUCGCAGACAUCAUUGCCGCCUGUGUGGAUGCGUGAAACAGCAGAUAAUGACUCUGUUGGUGAAGUCAGAGCAUGUAAGACAUGCAGAAAUGCUGUAUUCAGGAGAAAGGAAUAUAAUGAAGAAAUAUCAAAGACUCCACCAGUCGUCAUGUUGUAUCAGAAAUUAAUGAAAAUCAAGAUCGCAAUUGAUACUACAUUACCAAAGUUUCAGGACAUGCUUAUCAUGUUAAAGAGUCAAGAAAUAGUUAAUCAAACACAUGCAGAUUAUCAGCUCGCAGCACGAACGCGUAAAGAGCUUUUGGAAAAUUUCGCACAAUUUGAUGCGAUUAGUAAAAAAGUUAAUUCAUUACUUGCGCAUUCUAAAACUGAAAAGCGGUUACAAGCCAAUAUUCAUUUAGCAGCUAAUCAAUAUCUUCAACAAAAUAUGUUACCACUUCAAGUUUUACCAAAACUCCUUAAGAAAGAUCAUCAUGAUAAUGAACCUUAUUAUGAAGAUUACCAUGAAUCUUCACCAGAUAUGCUUCUUUCAGUAAUUGAAAAUGGUAGAACUCGAACUAUUUCUACAUCUUCUACUAAGUCUUUAAAAGGUGAAGAAAAGACUAGACAACAAUUAUCAGUACUUUUGGAACAAGAAAAUUUGGUUCAAGGUUAUAUCGUAGAAGCGACCAAACAACGUAAAUUUGAUGACGUAAAAACUUUAAAGACUGCAUUAGAUGAAUUAAAAGUUGAAAUCAACAAGACAAGAAAAGAGCUUGGUGAUUUAUGGCCAUAA